Messenger RNA from Gossypium arboreum, 720 nucleotides. RefSeq names its product ferredoxin-1-like. The record is from RefSeq and is a predicted model, not a curated record. Gene Ontology annotation, cellular component: chloroplast. Gene Ontology annotation, molecular function: 2 iron, 2 sulfur cluster binding; electron transfer activity. NCBI's taxonomy places the organism in Eukaryota, Viridiplantae, Streptophyta, Magnoliopsida, Malvales, Malvaceae. The transcript has a single exon. The coding region runs from base 177 to 629 and encodes 150 amino acids. Gene Ontology annotation, biological process: electron transport chain.
CAACUCAUCUGCUAAUGGCUCUCACAACACGGCCUCCUCCACAACAGCCACCCUCUCCACCGCUGUAACCAUUACCUCGUUCCUCCGCUGCCAAUAAUCCACACAACCAGCCAAUUCUUUAUCUUCAGCCGUACUUUCCCCUGUAUAUCAACUCAUCUGCUAACGGCUCUCACGACAUGGCCUCCUCCACCACAGCCACCCUCUCCACCGCUGUAACCAUUACCUCGUUCCUCCGCCGGCAUCCGGCGGCGGCGACGACGACGACCCUAAGUUCCCUUCCAUUUAACCAAUCACUUUUCGGGCUAAAGUCCCAAAGAAAAGGCCGCUUUACCAUGGCUUCUCACAAAGUAACACUGAUAACUCCGUCGGGAACCAAGAAAUUCGACUGCUCGGACGGCGAAUAUAUCCUGGACCGUGCCGAGGAACUAGGAAUGGAUCUCCCGUACUCGUGCAGGGCUGGGGCUUGCUCUUCGUGUGCCGGACUGAUCAAAGAAGGCACCGUCGACCAAUCGGACAAUAGCUACCUUGAUGAUGAAAUGAUUGAUGCAGUCUUCGUCCUAACUUGUGUUGCCUACCCUAAGAGUGAUGUUAUCAUUGAGACACACAAAGAGGACGACCUAAUGUCUUAAAAUGUGUCAUUAAGGAUUUGUACUAUUCAAAAAAUUAAAAUUUAAUCCCUCUAUAUUUCAGAUUUCAAAAUUCAAGUUUGCUUGGUAAUAA